AUGACUGAUUUCGACCAUGUGGUUUGUUUCGCGGCAUUUCAAUUCCUGGACCCCGUUCACUUGACCGCGUGUUUGGCUCGCAUGUUCAUGGUUGCCAGGAAGUCGGUGACUGCGAUCCAUGAGGAUCUCAGUGACACAUACAUUGAAAAUAUGAAGAAGCGUAACGGAGAACUGUGUACCAAUUUCAAUCAUAUUUCCACGCUGGAGGAGUUUGGCGUUCCUAAGGGUUGGAAGCAGGUUCUCAUGAAACACUUUCCCUUAUAUGAUAACCCGAACAUUGGGGAGGUGGUGUAUGGAUUUGCGAUUCGUUUUGAGAGAGCCUAA
Aspergillus tanneri is the source of this 324-nucleotide messenger RNA. RefSeq lists its product as uncharacterized. NCBI's taxonomy places the organism in Eukaryota, Fungi, Ascomycota, Eurotiomycetes, Eurotiales, Aspergillaceae. Bases 1 to 324 code for a protein of 107 amino acids. The transcript has a single exon. The record is from RefSeq and is a predicted model, not a curated record.